CAAGAUGAUACAUGAACAAGUAGUGGGGCCUAGUGGGACCAACAAACACAAGAACAUGUUUUAAAGGUGUGGUUUGGUUGGUUCAACUUUGAUCUUCUUCAAGUUUCAAUCUUUUUCUUUAAACACUAAUUGGCUCAUUUCAGAUCUUUCACUUCAUUCAUUCAGGAUCAAAUUAAGGAAUGCCAAGAAGAUAAUGGGGAAGAAGGGAAAUUGGUUUUCUACAGUGAAGAAAGCUCUCAGCCCUGACUCAAAGAAAUCAAGUAAAUCAAAAAAGAAAUGGUUUGGGAAGCAAAAAUUGCAGACUUCAGACCCCUCUGUAGAAAUAGAUACAGCACUGCCUCUUCCUCCGCCAGAAGAUAUUAAAUUAACUGAUAUUGAAAAUCAAAACAAUCACCAUAAUGUUGCUGAAAUUACAACUGUGGUGGAUGUCGAGGAACCUGUUCGUUCUGUUCAGACAGCAGUUGUUAAGACUCAAGCUGCUACUGUUUCUCGUUUUGCUGGUAAACCAAAGGAUGAAGUGGCAGCAAUCAAGAUUCAAACAGCUUUUCGAGGAUACUUGGCAAGAAGAGCAUUGCGGGCUUUAAGAGGGCUGGUCAGAUUGAAAACAUUGAUGGAAGGGCCGGCUGUAAAACGUCAAGCCAUGAGUACCCUCCGCUCAAUGCAGACGUUAGCUCGUGUGCAAUCUCAGAUUCGUUCUAGGAGGGUCAGAAUGUUAGAGGAGAAUCAGGCUUUGCAGAGACAGCUCUUACAGAAGCAUGCAAAGGAGCUUGAAACCAUGCGGAUUGGGGAGGAAUGGGAUGAUAGCCUACAAUCAAAAGAACAAAUUGAAGCCAAAUUACUGAGCAAGUAUGAGGCUACUAUGCGAAGAGAAAGAGCACUAGCUUAUGCAUUCACUCAUCAGCAAAACUCGAAGAACUCGUCUAGAUCUAUGAAUCCAAUGUUUGUGGAUCCAACCAAUCCUACUUGGGGGUGGAGCUGGAUAGAACGAUGGAUGGCUGCCCGACCUUGGGAGAGCCGUGGCCUUGUUGAUAAAGAACUAAAUGAUCAUUCAUCUGUUAAAAGUUCGAGCCGCAGCAUUAUAGGUGGAGAAAUCAGCAAAUCAUUUGCCCGUUUCCAGCUCAACUCUGAAAUACAUUCUCCAGUAGCGAGCCAAAAUCCUGGCUCACCCAGCUUUCAGUCCAAUUCAACUCCUACUAAGCCGGCUUCUGCUUCAGUUGCCAGGAAACUGAAGAAGGCAAGUCCAAAGGGAAGCUGGGUUAUGGAUGAUGAUUCCAAAAGCAUGGCAAGUGUACAGUCAGAUCGGUUCCGCAGGCACUCUAUUGCCGGGUCAUCAGUUAGAGAUGAUGAAAGUCUUGCUAGCUCUCCAUCAGUUCCAAGUUAUAUGGUGCCGACUCAAUCUGCGAAAGCUAGGUUGAGGACACAAAGUCAAAGUCCAUUAGCAAAGGAAAAUGGCAAACAAGAAAAAGGAUCCUUUGGAACUGCAAAAAAGCGCCUUUCUUUCCCGGCUUCGCCUGCGAGGCCAAGGCGUCAUUCAGGUCCACCGAAGGUAGAAACCGCUAUAAAUGCAGAGUUACCUGUGCCCAAUGGUGUGGCCAGUUGAUUAUAUAGUAAUCAGAGUGAAAGGACAGAAAUCAUUAAAGUAGGAUUGAAGAUAUCACUGAAGAAAUAAAAACAAAAGUUCAUUUACAUUGAGUGUUCUUUUUUAUUUAUUUACUUGUCCUAUUUUUUAUGUGUAUCCAAACAUUUCAUUAAUACUUUUGAUUUGGGGUGAAAUUUGUUUUACUUACCAUAUUAAUUAAUUUGUAUUUUCAUUUACAUUCUUUACCAUUGACCUUGAGGGGAAGAAAUUUGGUUCAUGUUGAUCUUGUGACAGAAGGAUGAAUCUGCUGUAAGAAUCCUUCCUGCGCUUUACCAACAAGGAGGAAUAUGAUUCUGCUGCUUAAAGUUCCUUUUUCUUUUUUGUUCAUAAACUGAAAUUUGAAACUCUUGAUUCUAAA
Molecule: messenger RNA, 1997 nt
Organism: Medicago truncatula (barrel medic)
Lineage: Eukaryota; Viridiplantae; Streptophyta; Magnoliopsida; Fabales; Fabaceae
Product: protein IQ-DOMAIN 1
Exons: 7
Coding region: 194-1600 (468 amino acids)
Molecular function (GO): protein binding
Source: RefSeq, a predicted model, not a curated record